Sesamum indicum (sesame) is the source of this 854-nucleotide messenger RNA. RefSeq lists its product as uncharacterized. The record is from RefSeq and is a predicted model, not a curated record. NCBI's taxonomy places the organism in Eukaryota, Viridiplantae, Streptophyta, Magnoliopsida, Lamiales, Pedaliaceae.
CUCACUGAUAUUUUCACCGCAAUAUUACGUCCAUUGGCUUUUGCUGUUCCAAUUUAUAUAUCUUCAGCAUGGAUGCUGAAGCUCACAAACUUUCCUGCCAUCCCCGUCGCUGUUCUCGAAUGCCUUUGCUGUAGAUCAAAAGUACCCUGAUUUUCCGUGGAAUCAAUCAGUGGCUGGUAGCUGCGAAACAAGAAAAUAAGCGGGUAUGGAUCCAGGAUCCGACUCCGAAUCCUAUUGCUACUACUCCGUGCUUGGGAUUCGCAAGGACGCCUCCUUCUCCGACGUUCGCUCCGCCUACCGCAAGCUCGCUCUGAAAUGGCACCCGGAUAGGUGGGCGAAGAAUCCAACGGCGUCCGGAGAAGCCAAACGCCGGUUCCAGAGAAUUCAAGAGGCCUACUCAGUGUUGUCGGACAAGGAGAAGAGGUCGUUGUACGACGCCGGUUUCCUCGAUCUCUUUGAGGAAGAUGAGGGCAUGGGAGACUUCCUCCACGAUUUGAUGAGUAUGAUGGAAAAGAACGCUGGCGCUGAGGAGGAGAGCCUAGAGGAUCUGCAGAGAACAUUUCUGGAUUUGUUCGGUGAGGAUCUGGCUUAUAUGAUUCGAGACGGUAAUGAUCCAAGGGUAAGGAAGAGGUCACGACUCACCGGGAGCAACGCACGGGUUGCAUCCAAGCGCCGCACCAGUACGUGAUUUGUCUUGUCUGCCUCUGCCCCCGUCCGACUCUUGUAGUUACCUUCGACGUUUUUAUCGUUGACAAAUUAACGACUUUAGUGAAACCAAUCGGACUACUUAAGUUUUAAUGUCUGUGACGUCUUUGAAUAAAUUGUUAGAGAGCACCUCCUCUUUUUCUUUUUUA